This is a messenger RNA of Geodia barretti, 957 nucleotides long. The record is from the annotation of a GenBank genome assembly. NCBI's taxonomy places the organism in Eukaryota, Metazoa, Porifera, Demospongiae, Tetractinellida, Geodiidae.
AUGUGCGGGAUAGCAGGACUGAUCCACCGCGGAUCGAGCGGCGACAUCGGGGCGGAGAUGACCACGAUGCUCCAGGCCCUGAAGCAUCGGGGGCCGGAUUCCACCGGCUUCGCCUUCUACGGCGUUCCGGUCGAGAACAACCAUGUGAUGCGCUUCAAGGUGGCGGAGCAGGAGGACAUCGGCAAAGGCUUCGAAAUCCACCAGCAGAUCAAGGAUCGCAAGGCGGAGGUGGAUGCGCGCAUCCGCAGCAUGGAGGUGGAGAUCCUCGGCGAGGACGCGGCUACCGAAUAUGCGUUCCGCUACCGCCUGCGCUUCCCCGGUGACGACGAUGGCGGCCAGCAGCGGCUCAAGCGCUUCGCCGACUACAUCGAGGAUGUCGAGGGGGCGGAGAUCCUCUCCCUCGGCCACGCGCUGGAGCUGAUCAAGGACUUGGGCGACGCCAGCAUCGUGAGCGAGCAGUACAGCCUCGCCGGCUUCCACGGCACCCACGCCAUCGGCCACACCCGGAUGGCGACGGAAUCCGACGUCGAUAUCCGCUCGGCUCAUCCCUACUGGGCCUAUCCCUUCAACGAUAUCGCCGUGGUCCACAACGGCCAGCUUACGAAUUACUGGAAGUUCCGCCGGGCGCUGGAGCACCGGGGCCAUCGCUUCGUGUCGAACUGCGAUUCAGAGCUGAUCGCCGUCUACCUCGCCGACCGCAUCCAACACGGCGACAUGCUCAAGGAGGCGAUGGAUCGCUCGGUGAGCGAGCUCGACGGCGUCUUCACCUAUCUGGUGGCGACGGCGGACAGCCUGGGGAUGGCCAAGGACAUGAUGGCAGCCAAACCCAUGGUGCUCUACGAGAGCGACGACUUCGUGGGCCUCGCCUCCGAGGAGGUCGCCAUUCGCGGCAUCAUGCCCGACGAGAUCGACACCUGGGAUCCCUACGAGGGGGAGGUCAAGGUAUGGCAGAACUGA